This is a messenger RNA of Gadus macrocephalus (Pacific cod), 3300 nucleotides long. RefSeq names its product SKI family transcriptional corepressor 2 (gene fsbp). The transcript is spliced from 4 exons. Bases 1476 to 2342 code for a protein of 288 amino acids. The record is from RefSeq and is a predicted model, not a curated record. NCBI's taxonomy places the organism in Eukaryota, Metazoa, Chordata, Actinopteri, Gadiformes, Gadidae.
CACACGUGACAGCCGCAAAAGUCUGUUCUCCUGACCAUUGUAAGCGCUGCGGACCUGCGGUGCCGAACUUUCUACGGCCAUAAACAUGCCUGGAAAAUGUAAAUUCCAGGUUGCGUGGCUUUCCAAGGAUAUAUACAAAGACUGGCUCGUCAAAGACCCACAAGACAUUCAGUUGGCCAGAUGCAAAGCUUGUUGCAAAGCAAUUAAACUGCAGACGAUGGGAGAGGCAGCCCUCACAAGCCACGCCGCGGGCUGUGGCCAUAAAGCAGCCGUCCGCAAGCUCGUAGAAGCAACAAACGCAAACGAGGAUGCCCAUGCAUUGAUAUUAGGUGGUCGGAUCAGCAACCACACAGACCCACCGAAACAUAUUAAAACCCCUAGCAGAUGUCACUAUUCCAUUCAGACCGCCAUUUUGGGUGUCAGGCGCGGAUCAAGCCUAGGGCCGAGGCUUGCCAGCCUGAGAGAACCAGUGUGCAGUUUUCCAGGUUAUAUAGUCCCGCUCUACUUUGGCCAUAAUGGUGCACGCUUGUGUUGCUGUUGGGUGUCACAAAGGGAAGACUCCUGGCUCGCUUGUGUCAUUUGACCGAUAUCCCCAUGAUUUGGAGAGAAGGCAGCACUGGGUGACAGCUGUGAAACGCAACGGUGCCUGCAUUGGAGCCCAGUCGACUCAGUCUGCACAGUGCACUUUGCAUCUCGAGUAAGUUUUAAAAAAACUCUCAAACAUGUAUGAAUUAGUAAAUAGACGUUAAAUAGACGUGGCUGCAAGCAAUCUUACAAUCUUAGUCACAAGUUCAUCAACACAAUUUACUACUUGAUUUAAUAUUACAUGUUAAGUAACACAUAAAAGUGUUUUCAUGCAAUCGCAGCACAAAUCAAGUUAAUAGUGUUGAUAACAAAAGUUGCAUCGAUGUGACGGUUGAUUUAAACAGUUGUAACAUUUGCUUUCCUCUUCCUCUAGGUAAACAAAGUAGGAAUCCACUGUCCCCGGACUACUCUCCAACAGUGGUGGGAAACCUUUUAAUUUCCGCGUCAACCAAAAAAACCUGCAGCUCUUAAAACCAAAAGACGGUUGAGCAAUAAUAAGGCGCAGGAUGAUGCUGCUGCCACUGCUGCUGGGGUCACACUCCUUGGACAUGUCGACAGCCCCCCACAACGUGAGCCAAACACACCAGCCAAACCCUGAGAGCCUUGACGUAGUACCCCCCUGGUCAGCCCUCGCUUGACACCCCAAAUGGUGGCGAAUGCAACAGUGACAUCACACGCAAAGGGUCCGUAUUGUGUGGCGUUCCGAGUAGAUGCUGGUUAAGUGAUCACCAUGGCUGCGGUACUCUUUAUUCCCAGAGGGAAACACCGGCUUACUGUUUGAAUAAUUGUUCCUCUCAUCCACCCUCUGAUUCCCAUCUUCUCUUCCUCUGUCUGUCCGUCUGUCUUUUUGCUACAUUUCUUUCGCUCCCCCUCUUCGGUUAGGUCACAUCAUGGUGAUGAAUGUCGCCGAUCAUGUGAAUGGCUACGGCAAUAUCAAGGAUGAGGAGGAGAAGGAGCCGGUGGCUCUCGGCCUGCACCUCAACGCCUUCGACCGGCUGACAGGAAGUGACCCGUCGGCAGACCUGGAGCACAGUGUCCUCGGCGCCAGCUCCGCUUCCCACAACGCCUCGUUCCAGGAGGUCACGUUCCCGACCAGCUUCAUAGACUCGCGCGGCGUGCCGAGCCAAAGCAGUGUCGACUGUGGUGUCCCCAGGGUCCAACCUCCCAACAUCAACCCCCACCACCACCCUCCCCGCCUCCUCCUCCACGCUCCCCAGCAGCCCCCCCUACACCACCGGCCUCCGUCACCAGCCCGACGCCGCUGCGAGGAGCCGGCGCUGCGAGACACGGCGCCCCCUCCCAAGUUUCCUCGCACGCCUCGCUCCGUGACGGCGGCGGCGGCGGCGGCCCUCGCCAGGCGGGAGCGGGAGCAGCGGGAGAGGGUGGAGGCCCUGGAGGAGGAGCGGGUGGAGAUGCUGGGGGAGCAGCAGCAGCAGGAGGGGCGCAGGGAGCAGAUGGAGAGCCUGGAGUGGGAGCGGCGCAUGCGGGUGCUGGUGUGGGAGCAGGAGGUGCUGAGGGAGAAGGGCAGGGCGGCCCGGGAGAAGGCCCGGGCCUACCGCAUGAAGAGGAGGUACUACGGGGCCAAGCUGAAGAGGAUGGGCCAGGACGUCCCGCCGCCGCCGCCGUCCUCGUCCUCGUCCUCGUCCUCCGGCAGCGACCAGGACGAGUGGGGGAGCGGCGAGUGGGGGAGCGGCGAGCGGGCGCCCAAGGAGCGGGCGCCCAAGGAGGGGGCGAUCAAGGAGGGGGCGAUCGUGUGACGUCACAACGAGAUGGACUUAAAUGUUUUUUUUAUUUUUUAUUAUUGACUAUAUACCCGUUUGUCUUCAUAAGACAAAUGGGGAAGACUAUUUUUAUAUAUCAUUCGUUUUUUUGUUACGUUGCAAGUGAUUGUACCCACUGCUUUAAUGUGCGGGGAAUGUGUCGGCAUCUUGAAACAAUCUCUGAUGUUGUUUUCAAGAGAUUGUUGAUUUUGCUGCUGUUUGAAAGCUCCGAGACAAUAUUGAGUUAAUGGAGGACUAUAAGUAUGGUUCUAAAUUAUCUUAAUUAUUGAGGGCAAUAAUUUCAAAAGUCAAUACAAAUCUGGAAGAUUUUAAAUUUCCUGAUUAUAUUGUCAUUUCUUUUUUUAAUACUGUAAUAUAUCAUUGUACUACUUUGGAUGCCCAUAUUGAACUCGUUUGUAAAUGUUUGCCUGGUACAGUUUGAUGGCCUUGUGACAGUGAAACCAUCCAAAGGUUUAAGUUUGAGCAGAAAUGGAUUUUCACAUAUAUGGGCGUGGCCUGACAUUAAGAAUUUGAGCCAAUCUGAAUAAAUUACUAGGUAACACUGUUGGUCUCUUCGCUCAUGCCAAAUAGAAUAGUACAUAAGGCAGAAACAUUGAAAUAAGUAUUGUGCAAAUUACUGUUUAUCCUUUAACAUCGUUAUUCAAUCUAUUUCAGAUGAGAGGGAUCUGAUGCUAACUCCUCCCCCUACAGCUGAUUGGUCCAAUUUUACAUUUUUGAGAAUGGCUUUAUCAGGCUCGAGCCGAGACUGAUCUGCGCAAAUCGAGAGAAUGUGAAGUCACAAGCUCAGGAUAAUCCCAAACUGCUAACGGUUUCAAGGCACAAGAUCUAGAAGGCUAAUUUUCGUCUUUUGUCAAAUUGUCUUAACGGUCAUGCUCAAUAACUACAAUCACAGUUGAUGGUUUUGAAAUUCUUAUUAAAAGCAGCUAAAUUGAAA